GGUAUAUAAACCCAAUCCAGCAGAUUUCGAAGUGACCCCGAUCAAAUCUACAUCUCUGAGACUAUCUGCAUAAAUAGUGAGUCUUCGCUUUCCCAUCUUCCUCCCUCCGCAGAACAUACCGCAUACGACGCCUAACUAUAUACAUCCAUCGCAACCACCACUAACCAUAUCUCCAGCACCACAGCCACACGCUUCAAUCCCCACCUAUACCUAACUCAACAACACCCACCCACUUUAACUACUAAACACCACGAAAAUGGCCUCCAACUCCAACCGCCUCCCCCAAGCCACGAGCGGCGGCGCCUCCGCCGAGCCCACGCCCGCCAACAACGCCGGCGGCGGCAGCGGCUGGGGCGACUCGGGCCACCCCAAGGGCGGGGUUUCGAGCGACGUCCUCACGGCCCCGGAAUUCCGCGACAUCAGCGACCAGAAGUCGGCGGCGGAGCACAAGUUCCUGGGCCGGUUCGACGAGGGCCAGGGGAUGCAGGAGGGGACGUGCGCGACCGAGGACCACAGCUUCAUGGAGCGGAAGCCCGGCGGGUCCGGGGCGCUGCCGGGCUGGGAGACGAUGAAGGAUAAGUUGGGUUUGUAAGCUUUCCCCGGGCCUUUUCUUCCCUUUCUCCUUCGGGGGAUGAGCGGUUGAGGGAUGAGGGGGGUGGAUGCAGUGAGAAAGAGGUGAGGGGAGGGGAGGUGAUAGAUGGGACUGGCUGAUGAGGGUUUAGUCUCUAUCCUGAGUGAAUUCCUCCUCUUCUUCUUCUGAUUGAGGGGGAGGUGUUGUUGGCUUGGGCUGCCCGAUAGGGGGUGGCGUUAUUUGUGUUUGCUGGGGGG
Aspergillus aculeatinus CBS 121060 is the source of this 828-nucleotide messenger RNA. RefSeq lists its product as uncharacterized. Bases 257 to 592 code for a protein of 111 amino acids. The transcript has 2 exons. The record is from RefSeq and is a predicted model, not a curated record. NCBI's taxonomy places the organism in Eukaryota, Fungi, Ascomycota, Eurotiomycetes, Eurotiales, Aspergillaceae.